AUGAGCUACAUGCCCAAGGAUGAGGUGGACGGCGGGCCGCCGUGCGCGCCGGGGGGCGCCGCCAAGACGCGGAGGCCGGACAACACGGCCUUCAAGCAGCAGCGCCUGCCGGCCUGGCAGCCCAUCCUGACGGCCGGCACGGUGCUGCCCACCUUCUUCAUCAUCGGCCUCAUCUUCAUCCCCAUCGGCAUCGGCAUCUUCGUCACCUCCAACAACAUCCGCGAGAUCGAGAUUGAUUAUACAGGAGUAGACCCUUCCAGUCCCUGCAAUAAAUGUUUGUCCCGGAACGUGACACCUUGUAUUUGUACAAUUAACUUCACACUGGAACAGUCAUUUGAGGGCAAUGUGUUUAUGUAUUAUGGACUGUCUAAUUUCUAUCAAAACCACCGUCGUUAUGUGAAAUCUCGAGAUGAUAGUCAACUAAAUGGAGACCCUACUGCUUUACUUAAUCCCAGUAAGGAAUGUGAACCUUAUCGAAGAAAUGAAGACAAACCAAUUGCUCCUUGUGGAGCUAUUGCCAACAGCAUGUUUAAUGAUACAUUAGAAUUGUUUCUGGUUGUCAAUGGAUCUUAUUCAGCGGCAAUUCCUUUGAAAAAGAAAGGAAUUGCCUGGUGGACAGAUAAAAAUGUGAAAUUUAGAAACCCCCCCGGAGAAGGCACCCUAGAAGAACGAUUCAAAGAUACAACAAAGCCAGUAAACUGGGUUAAACCAGUAUACUUGCUGGAUUCUGACGAAGAUAAUAAUGGGUUCAUAAAUGAAGAUUUUAUUGUUUGGAUGCGUACUGCAGCAUUGCCUACUUUUCGUAAGUUAUAUCGUCUUAUAGAGAGGAAAAGUAAUUUACAUCCAACGUUACCAGCUGGAGACUACUUUUUGAAUAUCACAUACAAUUACCCUGUACAUUCUUUUGAUGGACGAAAACGGAUGAUCUUAAGCACUAUUUCAUGGAUGGGAGGAAAAAAUCCAUUUUUGGGGAUUGCUUAUAUCACCACUGGAUCCAUCUCCUUCCUUCUGGGAGUUGUAUUGCUAGUAAUUAAUCAUAAAUAUAGAAACAGUAGUAAUACUGCUGACAUUACCAUUUAA
Pipistrellus nathusii (Nathusius's pipistrelle) is the source of this 1080-nucleotide messenger RNA. The record is from the annotation of a GenBank genome assembly. NCBI's taxonomy places the organism in Eukaryota, Metazoa, Chordata, Mammalia, Chiroptera, Vespertilionidae.